CAUAAAUCUAUGGACAUGGUUCGUCGUGCCCUUCCCCCAGCCAAUCUUCCAGGCGCUCAACAGCCCACGCCCCUCAACUUGAACAGAUAUGCUUUGUUAUUUGUCUACGCGCUCCAGACGUUCAUGACAGGAUGCGUGUACUUUGGCUGGGCUCCGCUGUCGGCAAUGCUGUUAAAGGCUCAAGUUUUUAGUUUUAAAUGCGAAGCCAACGGAAAGGGAGGCUUUGUGGACGACCAACGACAGUUAGGACACAACUAUAUCUGCGAUGCACAGGAUGCUUCUGUGCAGAGCUUGUUUGUAUUCACGCUGGCGGUGCAUUGCACGAUGAGUGCACUGGCUGGCACAAUGAUGGAUACCUUGGGACCCAAAAUUACGUCUAUGAUUGGCCAGUGCUUCCACAUUGUGGCGUGGUCGUUGAUCUCAAGUCUGACGGCGGAGUCGCACGCAACAGUGUACCUCGGCUUCAUCUGCAUUGGUCUAGGCGCUGACACCGCUUUCCUCCCCACUCUGCUGGUCACCCGCCUCUUCCCGGGCGCUGCUGCGACUGUAAUAACUUUGAUUGGGUCGGCUUCGUCCGCCUCUUUCGCCAUCCCCCUCAUUUUGCAUUCUUAUCUCACGGAUGGUGGCAUUUCAGGCUGUUGGUGGUACGUCGGCUUCGGUCCGUGCCUGUUCCUUGUCAUCGUAUUCCUUGUGAUGCCGUUAAAGGCGUACAAGGUUUAUGAUGGCGGCAUGCAAGAGAAUCACAUGGCUUUUAAACCUGAAGAACAAAAUACAGGGCCUAAGUGGGCACAGCCAGUGGAGCAACAUGCGGGGGAAACUACCGUCGAGAGUGAUUCGGAAGCCUCAACGAAGCCAAGAUGGUCUAUUGAACAGCCCGAAGAACUAGUUGAAACAGCGACGGAUUAUAGGUUUUUAAAGACUCUGUCCUCUGAGAAGUAUAUUUUAAUUGUCAUCUACUUUAUCGCGGUGGGAUGGAUUACUUCUUUUUACCAAGAGGGCCAUGACCGUAUUCUGGUUCAGAAAGCGCAAGAUUUCUUAGGCAGUGCUCUGCCCUUCUCCUUUAUUCCCUGCAUCAUCUUGGGCAAGCUGUCAGAGUUUCUCGGUAUAAUACCGGUGAUGGGAAUCGUCAAUACGGCAGGCCUAUUGGCAUACGCUUUCAGCUUGAAGCAGGCGGCAACGACGGGUAUCAUAUCCGUAUUGUGCUUCAUGGUAUACAUGUCGCUCUUCGUCUCUCAAGUGUUCGUAUACAUUGAAAGCACUUUCCCCGCUAUAUAUUUCGGCCGCUUGAUUGGCAUCGUGCAGCUGGUCGGCGGGCUUCUAUCCCUUUUUUGCAGCCCCCUGUUCCAUCUCACAGUAGGACUUGGCCCAAAGUGGUUGUACCUUGUUCAGUUGCCAUUGCUUGGCCUCCUUAUUUUGAUGUAUUUUGUCCUGGCGCGCAUGUGGUGGAUUCGGCGCAAACCGUUGGCAUCGCAGGUGUCUGAUGCUGCUCACGGGAGUUGCAAUGUGACAACUGAACCCUAA
This is a messenger RNA of Cyclospora cayetanensis, 1521 nucleotides long. Its product is annotated as protein FMP42. The record is from RefSeq and is a predicted model, not a curated record. Lineage: Eukaryota; Apicomplexa; Conoidasida; Eucoccidiorida; Eimeriidae. The transcript has a single exon. The coding region runs from base 10 to 1521 and encodes 503 amino acids.